AUGAGUGUUUUCAGUAAACGGUUCUCCAAACUACUGAAAUUCAGUAUCAUAAUUGUUGUAUUGUUUUUACUGUUUUCUUAUACACAUAUAUCAGAAUCAGACCUUAUCCCAAUUUCCAUAUAUGAUGGUAUAGGUCUUUCAGACUCGGAUAACGACUCCAAAAAUUCUUUAAACGAAUACUCUAAUUAUCUUAAAGGUUUUUUAAAGCAAGAUAAUGAAGGUUCUGUUAAUUAUGGUGCCAAUAGUCAUAGCGGUAAGGGAAAUUCAGAUAAGAGCAAGGGGUCGUUAGCACAAGGGAGUAAGCCACCUGCAACUAGUUUCUCUGAGAAUGCAAAAACAGUCGAAAAGAAUGUGAACUCAAGUGACAGGACCAAAUUGUUAAAGGAAUUUUAUUCACAAGUCUUCGAUUCGAUCAGAAAAUAUUCACCAGUAGGUAAAUGUGCAAGAAAAUAUAAAGAAUCUUGUAUUUUGACAGAUAAUAUUCCUGAUAGACCAGAAAAUUCAGAACAUUGGUUUAAAUUAACUAAAAAAGCAUUAGAAAAUUGUUUAGAAUUUACUCCAGAUGAAUUCAAGAUGUUAAAAUCUACACAUGAUAAUUUCGUAAACUCAAUUAGCAAACUUACCUUACCAAAACAAGGAUAUUCUAAACAAGGUAUAGUGAUGGUUGGUGGUGGUAAAUUUUCCAUGUUAGCUUUUUUAAUUAUUAAAACUUUGAGAAACUUAGGUACAACUUUACCUGUCGAAGUAUUUAUCCCACCUGUUGAUGAAGCUGAAAAAGAUGAUUUCUGCAAGGAUGUUUUACCUAACUUCAAUGCUAAAUGUAUAUUUAUUUCUGACGUUUUACCUGAAGAGCAAAUUAAGACUUUCGAUUUCAAAGGUUAUCAAUUUAAGUCAUUAGCUUUAAUUUCUUCUAGUUUUGAAGAUUUACUAUUGCUAGAUGCUGAUAACUUUCCAGUUAAAAAUUUGGAUAAUAUUUUUGAUCAGGAACCAUAUAAAUCAAAAGGUUUGAUUCUAUGGCCUGAUUUCUGGAGAAGAACUACAACACCUGUAUAUUAUCAAAUAGCAGAUGUUCCAGUUGAUUAUACAAAAAGAGUAAGAAACUCCAUUGAUGAUUUAACACCACCAGAAAUUUAUACGGAGAAUUUAGAUACAGUUCCAUUGCAUGAUUUACAAGGAACAAUCCCAGAUCCAUCCACUGAAUCAGGUCAGUUGUUAAUUAAUAAGAAACAACAUGUUCCAACAUUACUGUUAUCGUUGUAUUAUAAUAUCAAUGGUCCAAAUUGGUAUUAUCCAAUGUUCACACAAAAAGCUGCCGGUGAAGGUGAUAAAGAAACAUUCAUCGCUGCUGCAGUUUACUAUGACUUGCCAUUUUAUCAAGUUAAAACCAAAACAGGCGUUGAUGGUUAUCAUCAAGCAGAUAAUAAAGGUUUCAGAGGUGUUGCUAUGUUACAACAUGAUUUUGUUCAAGAUUAUAAAAGAUUUUUGAAAGCUAAAGAUAAGAUUCAAUCUAUAUAUAAAACGGUCGAAUCAAGAAUUUUUGAUAAAAAUUAUUCAUUAGAAGAUUAUUACAAAAAUUAUAUUUUAAAAACAAAUAGUUUUGAUAAAAAUGAUGAAGGUGAAGUUGAUAUCAUGUUUGUGCAUUCCAAUUUACCUAAAUUUGACCCAAUUUCAUUAUGGAAACAGAAUGAAUUGAUAGUUAAUGGAGAACACAUCAGAGGUUACAGAGCCAUUGAAAAAUUAAAUAAUUAUGAUAUUGAAUUAGAAAAUUUCAAAACAUUUAAUCAAUAUUUAUGUGUGGAAAAAACAAAAUUUGUACACGUUGAAAAACAUUUAGAAAAUGAACAAGAUAGAAAGAGCAUGUGCGAUUAUAUAAAAAGCAGAUUAGAAUAUUUGGAAAAGACCCAUGAUUCAAUAUUUAAAAAGGACUAA
Molecule: messenger RNA, 1929 nt
Organism: Tetrapisispora phaffii CBS 4417
Lineage: Eukaryota; Fungi; Ascomycota; Saccharomycetes; Saccharomycetales; Saccharomycetaceae
Gene: MNN2
Product: alpha-1,2-mannosyltransferase MNN2
Exons: 1
Coding region: 1-1929 (642 amino acids)
Biological process (GO): mannan biosynthetic process
Cellular component (GO): Golgi apparatus
Molecular function (GO): alpha-1,2-mannosyltransferase activity
Source: RefSeq, a predicted model, not a curated record